UGGAUCGGUGCAUUGAACGCGUUCCUCAUACCCAGUUGCACCUUGAUAUCUGGUCUGCUGUACGACAGAGGGUGGUUCUACCAUUUGAUGAUCGUGGGGUCCUUGCUCCAAUCACUGUCCUUGUUCGCGUUAUCCUUCGCUGAGCCUGGUCAAUUCUAUAUGAUUUUCGUGGUUCAAGGUGUCCUUUCUGGGAUUGGGAUGGGCAUAACGUAUGGUCCCUCCAUGGCGGUCAUCUCUCGGCACUUCUCCAAAAGACGUACAUUGGUGAUGUCUCUCGUCGCGUCCGGUACACCAAUGGGUGCUAUUAUUCAUCCGAUCAUGCUGAAUCACCUUUUGAAUGGCACUGUUGGCUUUGCGAGAGGUGUCCGUACCAGUGCGGGUUUUGUUAGUGCCCUAUUAUUGGUCGCCUGCUUAUCCAUGCGCACGAGAGCACUGUCAACACCAACUACCAGCUACAGUGCAGUGGUACGAAAAUGCUCUCGCGAGGUUCCCUUCAUCCUCAUGACUGCUGGGAUCACGCUGUGCCAGAUUGGCUUUUACUUCCCUGUAUUCUACUUACAACUGGACUCUAUCAAACAUGGGAUCGACGUCCAAUUUUCGUUCUACUCCCUUGUGAUCUUGAAUGCUGCUUGUGUCGUCGGGCGUUGCACAGCAGGAAUAAUUCCAGCGUAUACAGGGUUGUUGAACUUGAUAAUCGUAGCCACUGCCGCAUGCAGCAUCCUCAUCAUAUCCAUGAUAGCCCUGAGUGACAUAUCCAGUGUGGUUGUAAUAGGCGUUGGAUAUGGCUACUUUUCUGGAAUUUAUAUCGCGGUGUUGGUCCCGCUAGUGACUAUGUUGACGCCCGACCUGUCGGAGCUAGGGGCGCGAAUGGGCAUAUGCUUCGUCUUCACCGCAAUGUUUUCAGGUGGUCCAAUAUCAGGUGCUUUACUUUCAUCUCAAUAUAAGUGGUUGAUACCAUCGCUCUUCAGUGGG
This is a messenger RNA of Suillus subaureus, 972 nucleotides long. RefSeq names its product major facilitator superfamily domain-containing protein. The record is from RefSeq and is a predicted model, not a curated record. The annotation marks the transcript as partial. NCBI's taxonomy places the organism in Eukaryota, Fungi, Basidiomycota, Agaricomycetes, Boletales, Suillaceae. Gene Ontology annotation, cellular component: fungal-type vacuole membrane. Gene Ontology annotation, biological process: transmembrane transport. The transcript has 8 exons. Gene Ontology annotation, molecular function: transmembrane transporter activity.